Messenger RNA from Drosophila miranda, 2238 nucleotides. RefSeq names its product myosin-9-like. The coding region runs from base 1 to 2238 and encodes 745 amino acids. The record is from RefSeq and is a predicted model, not a curated record. NCBI's taxonomy places the organism in Eukaryota, Metazoa, Arthropoda, Insecta, Diptera, Drosophilidae. The transcript has a single exon.
AUGGCUAGACAGCGCGAGAGCCAUUUGAGCCACGAGGGUGACGAUGAAGAUAUCACAGGCUUCUCAACCGCGAAUUCGGUGUCAGAUAUUUGCGAUCAAUGCUGCAGCAUACAACAGGAGCAAAUGAAAAAGUUAGAAAAGCAGCUCCAAUCCAAGUCUAACAAGCCACAAACCCUUGCCCAGCAAGCUACCGAUAAUCGAGAAAAGCUUGAUGUGGGGGAGAACCGCCGGAGCAUCUUAGAGGAGCAACUGAAGCUAGCAUUUCAAGAGAUGCAGCAAUCGCAGGACAUACUGGUAGAUUCGCAGGCGAUGUGCAUGAACCAGGAAGACGGCAUGGAGAAGCUGCGGGAUUAUAAAAGACGUCUGGAGCAGAGCAGUGGCCAGCUGCAGCAGACCAUCGCAGAGUUGAAUGAACAUCAUCGGGCACAUUGCCAUCCGCUGAAGGGGUCUCUCGGCUUGGCCCAGAGCCGAUGCAGGCAACUGGAGUCAGAGAAGAUUCACCAGCAGCAGUACGUUAUGGAGUUGGAGGCCAAGAUCGCAUCGUUUGAGCACACCGUUGGCCUCCUGAGUAACCAUUCCAAUUGUGCUCAGGCUAGGCUGCAUUCGAUCGAUGCUCUAUUGCUAAAGAAUCAAACACCGCAGGGUGUCACCGCUUGCCUCAGUCACGACGAUCGCAUGGCUCGCCUUCAUCGGGCUCUAGCUAAUCCCAAAGAGACGACGGAUGAAAUUAUCAAGCUACAAGAGCUGCUGAAGGAGCGCGACAGGGAUCUGCACUUGCUUCGCACGAAGGAUAGUCAGUCCCUAGGGAAACUUACCGCUUUAAGCGAGGAAAAAACGCGCCAGGAUUCGCGCAUUUCGUGUCUGCAAAAAGAACUUAGUGAACUACAACAAAAGGCCACAAGCUAUUCGCAACUGCAGCAGCAAAUUUAUCCGUUAAUAGCAGAGCGGGAUGCUCUAAGGGAGCUCAACGAGAAGAGCGACAAUCACCUCAAAGGGAUUCAAGCUGAAGUGCUGAGACUGAACCAAGAUAACGGAAAUCUCAGACAGAAAUGUUAUCGGCUGAUCCUGGAUAAGUGGAAGCUGACUGUUAAGCGGGUCAAAUCAAAUGAGCUUCGCCUGGAGAUGGAUCGCAAACGUGAUCUGUUAGUUCAAGCAAAACUGAAGAUGGAUCGGCUGUCAAAACUGCACGCGGAGACUUCUCGUGAAAAUGAGUAUUUUCGUGAACAAUAUGCCAAUCUCAAGCGAAAUAUGCAAUCCGAUAAAAUCAACUCAGAGCAGCUGGUCAACGUGCUCAAGAUAGAGAAGGACAAUCUUCAGAAAGAGCUCGACAACUUGCAGAAAAGAUGGGAGCGAGAGAUGUCCGCUAAUUGUAGCAAAUGUCUUGAAAAAUCGAAAGGUAUUAGAAAGGCUGAGCUUCAAAUGGCGAACCUCCAGAAGACAAACAAAAGGCAGGCAAACAUAAUCAAAGAACAUUUGGGGAAUGUGGAUCAAGGUAAUCUCUUGACAGCGGAUGUCACUGUGUUCAAGAGGAACGUCGAGCAGCUUAAGGACUACAUUAAAGAGCAGAAAAAUGUUGAUAAGUCGGUCACUCCCCACGAUACUUCAGAGACCUGCCAGAGUUUCAGAGGCGCUACGGAGGCGUCAACGACUUCGACAGAGCUCACCUACGAGCACAUCAAGCAGAUUGAGCAGCGAUGUUGCGAUCAAAUUGCGGAGGAGUCUAAGAGCUUAUCUUCUCAGAUGCGAAAGGCAGGGGAGAAGUACCAAUGUCUUCAAGCCAAGUAUGAACAGCGCCUGAAGGAAGUGGAGCUGCUGAUGCGCACCAUUACGGAGGAGCGUGCCCAGUCCUCGAAAAUUCUGGACGCUAAGAAUGCCGAACUAAAAAGCAUUCUGGGGAAAAGUCGCGAAAAGGAACGACUCAUAGCCGACCUUCAGCACGGCUUCGACGAUGUAUUUUCUAGCAUUGAUUCCGAGCGCCUAACGAUGAAGACAGUGUUGGAACAGUGGGAGUCGCAAAAGAUGCAGGUCUUGCAGGUGGAGAAAUACUGGCAGGAUCGGAUUGCUAUUAUGCAAGGUCACCAUCAGCAGGCCAUGGAGACUGCCCAAAACCACAGGCUCUACGCAGAAGAGAAGGCUAUAGAGUACCAAGAGUCGCUGGCUAGGAUGAAGCAGCGUAUGAGCCAGGAGCGCAGUGCAUAUCAACAACGAGAGCCAAGUGAGACCGAGCGACGCCAAUAG